Messenger RNA from Penicillium lagena, 4014 nucleotides. RefSeq lists its product as uncharacterized. The record is from RefSeq and is a predicted model, not a curated record. Bases 1 to 4014 code for a protein of 1337 amino acids. The transcript is spliced from 2 exons. Lineage: Eukaryota; Fungi; Ascomycota; Eurotiomycetes; Eurotiales; Aspergillaceae.
AUGUUCGGACGCCGAAAAAGAAGCUCCUCUCAUCACCACCAGCCUCUCUCCACGUCCGCGUCGCAAUCAGCGCAGAGCGCCGCCAGCCAAGCGUUUUUAAGGUCCCAACCGUCGUCUGGCAGCCUGUCCUCCGCGGCUGCCGCGACCGCUCUACGUAGUCUCACGCCGACCCCGACACCCGUCGAAAAUGUCCAGACAAAGCGAAUGGUGCAGCGGCGGUCCUCGACGCAGUCGCCGCCGCAAACCAGUCAGGCCACUGCACGUCGUUCAGCCAGCGUGAGUGGACCUCUGCGCCGAUCGAGCAGCCAGAGCUCCAUGAGCACACGAAGUUUUCGCGAGCCCUCACCCCAUGGUCCGGUGAUCAGCUCCAGGUCUGCGAAUCAUCCCGAGCCCCUUGACGUGCCUCCAUUACCGUCCCUACCACAACAGUAUUCUUCGCGACAGCCCGCCAAUCGUCGUUGCGCGAGCAUGGAGCCGGCGACACGAUCGACCCCGGGAUCUCCGGGGUCCCCCCGCACGAAGAAGACGCGAGGGGUGAGCGCGGAUGGAGAUCGGGAUAUGCGGGCGGCUGCGGCUGCAGCUCACUCAUACAACCACAAACGAUUUAGUAGUUUGGGUUCGGUGCCGGAGCUGGAGCGUUCUGCGAGUCGCAAUUCGGUGAAUUUUUCCUAUCCGAUGGGUGCGCGUCCAAACUCCCCGACUGGCCCGCCACAGAACCGGUCUAUGACUUUGAAAGAGGCGGUUCAUGAGCUGCCGUCGACAGAGGUCUCGAGUAUCCAGCAGUCGGUCACUCGGGCGUCCGAAAAGCCUGUCAAGACGAAGCCGAGAACGCACGCACCGGAGGGGAGCCAUUUGGCACACAGAUCCGCAGGCGGUCCUCCAGUUGGCACUGCGGUUGCCGCGGCUCAGGCAGUCAUUGCGCCAAAAGGCAGUUCACACGCGGACACGGGAGACAGGCGCCAGGGGCGGGUGGAAGAUGAUUCAGUGGUCCCCGGUUUGACGGGGGACUAUGGUGAAGAUGAGCUACCGGCCAGUAUCAGCAGCCCGGAAACUAGCCAUCCUUCCUCACGAGCCGCCCAUGCUCAAUGGCCGACUACGGUUCCUGAAGAGAACGGGCCAGCCGAGAUUGCUGAUACUGAUGUUCAUAAUACCCAGGGGCGUGGCAGUCGGUUGACGAGUGCCUCUCCGACCAUUGAUCACGUUGAGGCAGUUACCCCGAAUCAAGCUUCUCCCUCGUCUGAACAGGGAGCUAGGCAGCACCAGCAUUUGCGCGAGUCGAGCAGCCCAGGCCGAUCAACCCGCUUUGCCAAGUGGCUUUCGGUUUCUGCAGCUGGGGAACAGGUCCACGAGCCGCCGCCGAGAUCUAUUUCGCCUGGCAAGUCGGCCAUGAAACAUCCUCGGGGCAACUCUUUGUCCCCAGAUCGGAAGACUGGGAUACUUGCCAAUGAAAUAUCAGAUGGCACCUCGGUGGCUUCUGACGAAGGGCCUCGCAUUGGUGCGAAGAAGCGGUCCGUCAAAGUAAGCUUUGAUGACGAGGCGGAGAUCGUCGGCGUCGCAGCCAGCCCUCCUACCUCUCCAGAGGAGCUUACUCCUGACUCGCCUACGGGUAAAUCCAAGUCUCGCAUGAGUUGGUUUGGAAUUGGCAAAAAGAAGCCUUCGUCGCCGUUGGAAUAUGGUUCUAGAAAUGACUUCGAUCAGGUGAUGAAACCCCGGCCAGCAUUGCCCUCAUUCGGCAGCGUACGAGGCAAGCGGGAGGCCGGGCUUCAGGCAUCGUCAAUUCCGGAAUUCAGUGACAAUGAAUCAAGUGACUCGUCGGAGGGCGUGGAAGGACCGGGCGUCUCUUUCUCGAACGAUCACGUUCUUGGGGGUGUACUUCACAAUCAUCAACAUCAAGCAGCUCACCAACUACAUGGGACGAACAUCCUUGAGCAAAUGUCCGUCGGUGAAGCUUCUACUGCCUCUCAAGCAACAAUCAGCCCAGACGUGAAACCGGCUGGAGUAGCCAUCGCGGGAAUAGCUGAGCAACAGCCCUAUGCCGGUUUAGAAUCGGAAACGCCAGUACCAUCUAUCGCUGUCCAGCCUGCCACACCCCAGGUGGAGGUGGAGGAACCGAGACCCAGCAUGGACCGCUCGAGUAUGGAAGGAUACAGGAUUCCGGGCGGAUUCCCGCCCUCGAGUUCAGACAAUAGCCUGAAAAGCGCAGCAGCCUCGACGACCCCUGCAGUGGCGAGCGCUGUUCCGAAGCUGGAUGAUGUGGAGGACACUGAGGGAGAGUCUGGAGAUAGCGUCUACAGCGAUGCAGCCGAGGACUUUGAUGGAGAUGGAUUUGGGUCUAUUAAUGCUAUUGUUGAUAGCCGGCCGAUCCCCAGGUCUUCAGUACCGUUGGAUAGUCGCGAUACGACUCCGAAGCCUAUCAACCGAACAACGCCUGUGGAUUCCGGAUCUGAUGACAUUCCGGAUGAGGCAGCUGAAGACGCUCGCGCCGCGACGCCUACCCAAGACUCGGUCAGCAGACAAAUCUGGGUAAUGCCAUCCCAGUCUGAAUCUCCGCCCCUUCCAUCCGAGUCGCAAGCUCGAGCCCCGACCGUGCAGAAUGGUACCGUUCAAUCGGAGUCGAAAAAACAGAAGAGACCAAUGUCUGUGGACACAGGUGUUCAAAACCCUCGAUGGUCAAGCAAUGCCAGUUCUCCAGGGUCUGCUAAAAGCAAAUCGCGGCCAAUCUCUCUUGGCCCAGCUUUUCAACCCGGUUUUCCUCCUUCUUUGGGCAGAACCAUGUCGAAUGGCAGCGAUUCUUCUAGCAGCUUUGUUCGCGCCAGCCCUCCUUCCCGGCGAGACGGCUCGCAUGCCAUACAAACAACGUUGAGAUCUGGCGGGGGACGUGCUCAGCGACGGUCACCAUCCGAACAGCCGGACUCGCCCCGGGAAUAUCGACCAACCUCCUCUGGCUCGGCAACAGCCACCAUGCGGAAGACGCUGCGGAAUCCGAGUUCUGGAGGCGAGCAACGAUUCUCGUUCUUCUCGACCAAUAAUAAGAGCCCAAGAGCGACGGUCACCAAGAAGUCUCCCAAAUCGAAGGCAUCGCGAUUCGUCGAGUCGGAUGAUGAGGACAGCGACGCUCGCCCCCAGUUUUUCCGCAGUCGCUUUGCGAAUUCAAGCGAUGAAGACGAGCCCAAUAAUACUCUGCGGCCUGUUCGUGGUAUUCCGCGCCGGAAGGAUGAACGUGAUGGAGAUUCAACCGAGCUGGAGGACAGCUCGGAAGAAGAUCGUCGCCAAGCCCGACGACUAACCAUGGCUGCACCGCCAUCAGGGCCCACUCCGCCAGGGUCUCGCGGUCAGAACGCACCCGGAAGUAUGUCUGGACUGGCAGCCGUGGCUCGCCAGCGGGGUAUGACGCAGAGAGAACUGGAGGAGUUCCUUAUGCAGCCGCCCGGCGGGCGCAAGCCGGGUCUCUUGAAACGGCUUGGUUUUAAGAAGUCUAAGAAUCCAGAUCAUCGAAUCCGCAAAGCAGACGUCGAGAGCCCCUCUCGUCGAGAUACGCCGCUGGAGCGGUCGCGUCUGGAACGCGAGCAGUUGCGCAAUGAUUCCGUUGUGAAUGGAUCUCGUGGACAUACGAUAACCACGGUCAGCUCCAAUCAUGACCAACCGGCCUCUUCGCCUAAGCUGCUGAAGAGAGGGUCGAAGCGAGCUGGUAUACCUUGGCCACUGCAUUCUAAUGCCGACGAGCAGCCGAGCAACAGCACUCCUUCAUCCCCUCAACAGCCCUCUCAGCCUGCGCCGUCCACACAAAAUGGCGGGCAUAACGGAACUGCGAUGGUCAAUGACGCACCCGAUAGCUCAACCAAAGAGCCCGCAUUGCCGCGGAUGUCCAGCCCCGGCGCAGAUACGAACGACGGCAGUUCCAUCGCUGCCACGGAAGAAGAUCAUGGACCCUCUGCGCGAGACGUGGUGAUCUCCGGCUCUGGACGAAAGAAACGCUUCCCGCUACUUCGGAAGGCACUCCGCCUCAAGGCUUAA